Molecule: messenger RNA, 1626 nt
Organism: Penicilliopsis zonata CBS 506.65
Lineage: Eukaryota; Fungi; Ascomycota; Eurotiomycetes; Eurotiales; Aspergillaceae
Exons: 1
Coding region: 1-1626 (541 amino acids)
Source: RefSeq, a predicted model, not a curated record
AUGGCGCGCCAUGGCCAUAUCCGGCACCUUCAGUCUGGCAAGACAAAAAAGAAGCACUCUCAUGGGCACGGUGACGAGGACAAACUGGGAGGAAUUGACGGAGAUAGCCCUAUCUUUGGUAGCCCGCAUGGCGUCGCAUUGAUUAAACUCCCCGCAGAGGAGCCCCAACUGCCUUUGUGGGAGCGACAAGCCGAUGUCUCGUCACAGGAUGUUCUGACCGUCAGCGUACCGACCACCGUCGACACCGCAACGCUCACUGAGUCCACUCCCUAUCUGUCUGUCUCUGCUUCUUUAUCCGUUUCUCUUGCGAUAACAGUAGAGUCCGAUACGGCGACAGCCCCAACAACUGCAUAUACCUCCAAUACUUCUUCAAUCACUACUUCAACAACACCCUACACCUCGCCCUGGAGCGAGACCCCCACUACAACGCGGACGAGUGCCGUCCCAGCGGCGUAUACCAAUCCUGGAAGCUCCUCGCUUGCUUCAUCCAAGGCGACUAUCUCUACAACCAGUGUUCCCACGACCUUUGCUGCCGGUUCAGGGGCUUCAACGACCAUCCCUAGUAUCUCUACCUCCAGUACAUAUUCUGAAUCGACCACCACGAGUGCAAAUACAACCUUCCCCGCGUUCACUGACACCGCUUCCUCCACCACACAGUCUAUUUGGUACUUCCAGUCAUCGGAGACUUCAACAGGUACCAGCUGGACCAGCAGUACCGGAUGGGGUGCAACGGCAACAGUUUCGACACAAAGCGCGACAUCUGCGACAAAUUCUGUGCAGUCAUCUGUCAACGGCACAGACACCUCGGGUUCUUCUUCUUCAUCUUCUUCUUCAACUGACACCGAGAGCACUGCCAAGAUAGUUGGUGGAGUUGUUGGCGGCGUUGCUGGCAUUGUUUUGUUACUCAUUGCAGCUUUAUUCCUGGUUCAUCGCCGCAAAAGCUUUUUGCGGACUAUCCAAGCCGCCGGUUCCCUCUCCUCUGAGCACGGUACUGCAGGGUCUGUCACUGGACAAGGGUCAAUCCCCCGAUCUGCAGAGAUGACUUCACGGCGUUCAAGCAAUGACCCGCUGUUCGCAGCAGCGCUUUCGCCUUCAUUCAUGAAACGGUGGCGGCAAUCAAACCAGACUACUUUGACUGGGAGCACAUUAGGCUCGGAAACCAGUGAACGGGGCUUCCAAAAGAUCUCCGGCCGCAAGCUUCCGUCCGUCUUUCAGCCAGGCAGUGAUGGAUACGGUGGUGGAAUGGAAGUCGACUCGCCGACGGGAACCGAGCCCAGCAUUGUUGUACCGCUGUCUCCGUCCCAGUCCCGAACCGGUCCCUAUGCUACUGCUCCGACGACCAACCCGCGUGGUGUUCCCCUGGACGCCAGCUACACUCGCGAGAGUCAGGAGUCUGACGAUGCUAUCAUUGUCAUUCGCCCAUCCCCGGCUCGUACCCCCGUCGCCAGCUCGGUCAAUGUCGCCUCGCCAGAUGUAGCAGUCCCUGCACGAGCCUUCCCUCAGCCGCAGAGUGCCUUGAUUCCCCCUGUUCCCCCGAUGCCACGGCGCCCCGACGGCUUGGGCCGCAGUCAUCCGAGCCUCGAUGGCAGUCGAGGCAGUCGCUUCACGGAGAGUUUGGAUAUUUGA